AAAAAAAAAAAAAUCCUUAUGCUGUGCCAGAAUGAACGGUAAGGCCAGAAAGGAUAGUGCGAGUUCGUCCGCCCAUCGCGAAAAGUUGCUGAGAAUCAAGAACGUGCUAUACUGGUGCCGGCAGCUGAAUAUGCUGCCAGAAGAGGUGCAGAAGCUGUCGCAGCAGCAGAAAAACUGCCGCAGAUUGUUGAUAAAACAAGCGGAAGAGAUGGAGGAGCGACGUAAGGAGCGAUUCAAGCGCUGGCAAAAUCUCAGUGAACUGCGCUGGCUCAUGUACGAGGAGCAGCGCAAAUAUAAUGAGAAAUGCGGUCAGCAAGCGGCGGACAUUUCCAUCUGGCAAAUAUUGUCCAUGGCACAACACGAGUUGGAACAGGAACUAAACAUAUCGAAUCUACUCGGCAGCUGUCCUCGUUUUCCGUCACCCAUGUCAAUUAUGAAUACAUAUCGUGAGUCGGGCGGUACGAACAAUGUGCUCGAUCCCGUAGCAUCUGUAAUCAUGGGAUUGGGCUGCUCUAGCGCAUUGAACGCGACGCAAAGGAAUGUCGGGAGACAAUCGGGAGAGAGUAUGACGCCUUUCGUGAGCCGACAAUUGUCAGGAGAUGGACGGACUCCAGUUACAGACCAAGCAUUGCCGAGAGAGGAGCCAACUUCACUCGAAAGCGGACAACUGUCGGAAGUGGAGCUGAGUCCAUCUGAAAGCAGUCAAUGGUUGUCCGAGGAAUUGACUCCACAUGCAAGCAUGGAGAAACUGACUCUUCCUGAAGGCAGGCAGUUAUCGGGAAAAGAAUCUAGGCGACCCAGCCUCAAGCAUCUGACAGCAGAUAUACUGACGCGCAUCGAAAGCGAGCUAUUUUCGGAAAAGAAACCAAGCCGAGUCACAAGUCAUCAAUUGUCCAGAGAGGAGCUAAGCCGACUCGCAAGCGGACGAUUAACACCUGUGACGGAUCAAAAAUUACAAAGCCAGCUCAGUGGCGCAGAUAGCAGUGGACAUAACACGUUGGUCAACGGGGACUCCUCAGCCAAAAGUGUAAUCCAAUUGUCCAGGAGCUCAAGGCCGUUGGACUCUAGCGAAAGUGACGAUGAGCAGACGAACGGCCUCUUGAGCACCGAUGAGUUUGUCGGGAUUCGCUGCGAAUUACGGAAAAUCCAGAGAUCAACUCGUCGUUGCGAUGAAAUGAUUAACAUGCUAUUUGCAGAAUACCUAGCACCGAUGACCCAAGACGAGACUUCAGCAGAUUAAUGUUUAGUUGAGGUCCCUAUUGUAUUUACGGAUCGGAAUAAA
Messenger RNA from Drosophila navojoa, 1282 nucleotides. RefSeq lists its product as uncharacterized. The record is from RefSeq and is a predicted model, not a curated record. Lineage: Eukaryota; Metazoa; Arthropoda; Insecta; Diptera; Drosophilidae.